Molecule: messenger RNA, 3545 nt
Organism: Leptopilina heterotoma
Lineage: Eukaryota; Metazoa; Arthropoda; Insecta; Hymenoptera; Figitidae
Gene: Psi
Product: far upstream element-binding protein 1
Exons: 13
Coding region: 233-2602 (789 amino acids)
Biological process (GO): regulation of DNA-templated transcription
Cellular component (GO): nucleus; cytoplasm
Molecular function (GO): mRNA binding
Source: RefSeq, a predicted model, not a curated record
AUGGCAGACGCUUGCGCCUUCUCUUCGUUAAAUGGUGGUUUUUCUUUUCGCUCGAAAACCAGAUUUAUAUACAGUGCAGUGUAAUUAAUAAAGUUCUUUUAACAAUAGUGAUUGAAAAUUGUGCUAUAGAAGAUUCUCCUUCAAGAAACGGACGAAUUUUGCUUUAUUUAAAGUGCUCAUUGAGCGGAGGAAAGACUAUUUUGUAACAUUUUUAACCCCUUCAUGGUUCAACAUGAAUGAUUAUUCAGCGGUCGCUCCGCCUCAAAAUUUCUCUCAGAGUUCGGCAUUUGCCGCUGCAUUACAGCGCGCCAAACAGAUCGCAGCCAAAAUCAAUCCUGGAGGCACACAAAAUAAUCAAGAUGGAAAAUUAAAACGUCCACUGGAAGACAGUGCAGAACCUGAGGCCAAAAAAAUGGCACCGCUAGUAGCGGAUCCUUUAGCUGGUAUUCGUGGUGGUCCCGCAGUGGCAAUGACAGAUCCAAAUAUUCAAACUAGAUCCGGACAAUCACCUCCAAUUUCCGUUGGCAUGGGUGGUAUUUGCAACGAAGAUAUUAGAGUUCCUGACAAAAUGGUUGGCUUGAUAAUUGGACGAGGUGGAGAACAAAUAACAAGGUUGCAAAGUGAAACAGGAUGUAAAAUACAAAUGGCCCCAGAAAGCGGUGGUCUACCAGAACGCAUUUGCACUCUAACAGGAUCGCGAGAUGCUGUCAAUCGAGCGAAGGAUCUUGUGCUGUCGAUUGUGAAUCAACGUAGCCGAACAGAAACGGGAACACCAGGUGAAUUAAAUGUCAACAUUGGUGCACCGCCUGUUGGAGGAGGUCUAUUACUUGGAGGUGGAGGAGGAGGUGGUGGAGGUCCACAACAACCGGCGCCAUCGUCAACGCCAAUGAUGGGUGGUCAUCCUGGUUUUGUUGAAAUUAUGAUUCCCGGGCCAAAAGUUGGUUUGAUCAUUGGAAAAGGAGGUGAAACGAUUAAGCAUCUUCAGGAGAAGUCGGGUGCAAAAAUGGUUGUUAUUCAGGAAGGACCGAAUCAGGAGCAAGAAAAACCCUUGAGAAUUACGGGUGAUCCACAGAAAGUUGAAUAUGCAAAGACAUUGGUGUAUGAAUUAAUAGCGGAAAAGGAGAUGCAAAUGUUUAAUAGAGGUCCACGUGGUGGUGGUGGCGGUGGUGGUGAUCGAGGUGGAAAUGGAGCCGGAGGACCCGGUAAUUUCAACAAUGACAAUAGCGGUGGAAAUUCUGGAUCAGGUGGUUUUAAUCCGGGACCACCAAAUGGCGAAGGUGUUGAGAUUCUUGUUCCGCGAGCUGCCGUUGGUGUUGUCAUUGGCAAAGGCGGAGAUAUGAUAAAGAAAAUACAGGCCGAAACUGGCGCGCGUAUGCAAUUCCAACAGGGAAGAGAGGACGGUCCAGGCGAUAGGAAAUGUCUCUUGUCAGGAAAGGCUCCAAAUGUCGAACAAGCUCGACAACGAAUUCAAGAGCUCAUUGACAGCGUAAUGAGACGAGACGACGGAAGAAAUCCAAUGGGUGGUGGAAGAAAUGGUCCACGUGGGAAUGGAUUUGGAGCCGGUGGACGGCCAAAUGAAUAUGGAGGUUGGGACAGACGUCAGGGCGGUGGCGGUGGUCCAAUGCAGGAUAAGGUUGAAACAACCUUUACAGUACCUUCGACAAAAUGUGGAAUUAUCAUUGGAAAAGGUGGAGAGACUAUUAAACAAAUUAAUAUGCAAACUGGAGCGCAUUGCGAAUUAGAUCGGCGAAAUCAGAGCAAUGAAAAUGAAAAGAUCUUCAUCAUACGCGGUAAUCCAGAGCAAGUUGAACACGCCAAGAGAAUAUUUAGUGAAAAAUUGGGAAUGGCUCCGGGUGGACAAGCAGCGCCUUACGGACAGCCAGGACAAGGUGCGCUUGGUUACAAUCCAAGUUGGAACGCAAAUCCAGGAUAUCAAGCUUGGCCUAGUCAACCACAACCGAGCGAUCCUUCCGCUAAUCCAAAUCAAGCGCCAGUUCAAGUAAAUCCCCAGACUGGACAGCCAGAUUACAGUGCACAAUGGGCAGAAUAUUAUCGAUCAUUGGGAAUGCAUCGGGAAGCAGAGAUGAUCGAACAACAAGCGAAGCAAGGAAAAACUGAUCUUAAUUCACAAGGAGGGGGAGGAGCGAAUCCGCCAAAUCCAGCAGCAGCGGCAGGUGCAGGACAAACACAACAGCAACCGCAAGCACAGCCACAAGCACAGCAAAGUGCUGCACAAAAUGGAGGACAAGCCGACUAUAGUGCACAAUGGGCUGAAUAUUACCGAAGCAUUGGAAAAAUAAAGGAAGCGGAAGCAAUUGAGUCACAAAUGAAAGCUGGAAAGAUGGGAGUGCAAAAUAAUCAAAUGGCACAACCACAAAUGCAACCGGCAAUGCAGGCACAACCAGCUGGACCACAAAGCGCAACACCGAAUGCAUUUCCUCAAGCUUAUGGAAAUUAUCCGGGAAUGAAUGCCGGCGGUGCGCCUGCUUAUUAUGGUGGAGCGGCAAAUUCCGCGGGUCAACCACAACCAGGACAACAAAAUCCGUCUUUCCCAACAGGAUAUCAAAAUUAUCCUUAUCCACAGCAAAACUCCGAAAACUGAGCGAAAGGCCAAUAAAAACAUAAUAAUCACUGAAAAAGGCCAGUAACAGAGUCAGAGAUCUUGUCACUGGAUGAUGCAAAGGAAGAGCAGAUCUUCAGUAUUACAAAUAUUUCACACAAAAGAAAUGAAGCUCUGUUUCAAUACAAUUUUCAGCUCAAAGUCAAUCCAAUUCUUAAGACCGUUUAGAUUAUAAGAAAAUGUCUCUGAAUUCAUUAAAAAAAAACAUAGUCAAUAAGCGAAAACUAUCGGAUUGUGUGCGAAACGAUUUUUUAUUCAUAUUUUUUAGAAAUAUUUUUACUGUCAAUAUAGAUGGACAAUUUUGUUUUUUUUGUCAAGUUUCGAAUAAAUUUUUUUGAUGCAUACAAUCCUCUAGUUUUUAUUUCCUGAAAAUUAAGUAAAAAAAAAAUGUAAGCGUUUCAAAAAAGAAAUAAUUUUCGUCAAUCAAUUUCUAAUGCGCAUUUUUUUCCGAAUGUAAACGAGCCUAUUGUAAUAUUUUUCUCUCUCUUUUUUGCUAUACUUAUUAUCAUUGUUAACGAAUUUGUAUCUUCUUUUACUUAUUUACAAGUCAGCCAUAAUUGUGGAGUUUACUCCCAAAACAAACAAAAAAAAUAUAAUAAAUAUUUAAUUCUCGACGGUAAUCAAUUCGUUCCUUAAGGUGAUAUAUAAUUUUUAUACGCAAGCUUCCUUCUUUUCGAAAAUAGUAAUACCAAAUUAUGGUGAAUUUAUAGAAAAUAUUUCAUGAUUUGGACGAAAUCAAAUUAAGUGUUCGGAAAUAAUUUUUAUAUUAUUCUUUCGAAAAUUAUCAAGAAUAUCUUCCCAAAUCAUUAAUAUUGUGUAGUAUUUUUUCAUUCUUCUUUCAUUUUUGACAAUUGUACAAUGUGCAGCAUUUGCUUCGAUAAAAUAAUACUCAGUUUGAGAUCGUAAAUACAUUAUUAAAAAGUUA